AUGCCUUUCCCGACAUACAAAUCACAAAAAGGGGACCAGCACGGUAAUCACAGCAAAGUUCCCCUUCCAGAUAAAGAAUACUUCCAGGUUGAUGCAAAAUCCUGCUCCUCGUUGUCAUCGGUCUGCUCUGAAGAAGCCGUCCUUUCCGAGCAUCCAAUUUUCCAGCCCAUUACGACACUUUACGUGGCAGCCAAGGGUAUCGGCGUAAUUCGACUCCCAAUCCCUUCUUCGGAGCUUGAGAUCCCUGUAUAUCAUAACGAUGGGACGUUGGCAUACACGUCUACUCGAGGAACAUGCUGCUCGGGCGAUGCUGUUCUGAGUCAUCCGAAGUUGGGUGAUUUGGUUAGCACGACAUACUUCUUUGGCCCAGGUCGGGAUCCCGUUAUGAAACUCUUGCAAGGCCCUUAUGAGGGGGAAAGCGACAAGAGCAUCCUGAAGAUCCAAGGGAAAUGGACAUCUCGUUCCAUCGCAUUUUGGUCUCCUGAAGGCCGCCUAUUUGAAUGGAGCUAUGGGCGUAAGAAGGACGCCAACAUGGAGAAGGUCAAACUUAUGGUGCUACGGCUCAAGGAGCCUUCCACAUUGGAAGAUGGCAGAGAAGGGGAAGGAGGAGUCCUUGCGCAGCUGAUCCGAAGCGACGAGACUCGUGCUCAAGGAUCAUCGAAGUCAAGUGCAGGCAAUGGCGGGCAGCUAAUGUUGGACGAACAUGCGACUGAGUACCUCGAUGAAGCUUUGAUUGUGGCAACAUGUCUGGUCAUGUUGAAGAAGGAGAUAGAUAGAAGACGGUUUGCACAAUUUGCAGUUUUGGGAGGCCUUGCGGGUGCCGGGUCAUAA
This is a messenger RNA of Exophiala xenobiotica, 831 nucleotides long. RefSeq lists its product as uncharacterized. NCBI's taxonomy places the organism in Eukaryota, Fungi, Ascomycota, Eurotiomycetes, Chaetothyriales, Herpotrichiellaceae. The record is from RefSeq and is a predicted model, not a curated record. The transcript has a single exon. Bases 1 to 831 code for a protein of 276 amino acids.